Coffea eugenioides is the source of this 3789-nucleotide messenger RNA. RefSeq lists its product as uncharacterized. The coding region runs from base 1 to 3789 and encodes 1262 amino acids. NCBI's taxonomy places the organism in Eukaryota, Viridiplantae, Streptophyta, Magnoliopsida, Gentianales, Rubiaceae. Gene Ontology annotation, molecular function: DNA helicase activity. Gene Ontology annotation, biological process: telomere maintenance; DNA repair. The transcript is spliced from 6 exons. The record is from RefSeq and is a predicted model, not a curated record.
AUGGAUAGGAAUGCUAUGCGCCGCAAAAAAUAUGCAGAAAUGCCGCCUCUGAAGAAAGCAGAACUUCUGCACUCUCGGAGGCAAGCUCGAGCUGCAAAGAAAGCUGAAAAAACUUUAACCCCGCGUGUUCGCAAGGUCCCGUUAGGAUAUGUUGAAACAGGUGUUUCGUUCCCAAAUACUGAUCAUAUGCCCUGUCAUAGUGGCGGUCCUGCGCCUGUGCAUUCUCAGCUGUUAGGAAGCACAGAUCCUGUGCUUCCACCUGAUACUGCCUUUGCAAUUAGUCAGGGAUUAGAAUUCAUGUCACGCCGUCCACCUGGUUCCUUUAGUGGUGAUACUUCCUCUUCACAAUCUGUCAACAAUGCACAUCCUGAAGUUAUACUUGCCUCAUUUCCUUUGAACUCACCUAUUAUAAACUCUGAACAAUCAGCCCAAAAAAAAAAGUCUUGUAGAACUAAUUCUUUGUCUGCUGGAACUUCGGAUUCCACUUUAGAACCUCCUUCCACAGACAUCUUUCCUCCUUGCAGAAGGGAGGCUUCCAGGUGUGGCCCAACACCUGGUUGCUUGAAAAGAAAAAAAAGAAAGGUUGUUCCUCCUGCUGAUCCGUCUAUAAGUCGGUCUCGUCCAAAGAAACGCACCCCCCCUGAAUCUGUGAACAAGCAGACCUCAGCAGUAAAGCGAUCGUCUGCCCGUUCAACCCUAUCUCGUCUUUCCAAUAUUCCUGAUGCACCUCUCAUUCUGCCUGAUGCUCCUAAUUGUGAGCAUUGUGGAGCGAAAAGGUUCCAUUUGGAACCUCCUUCCUUUUGCUGCUCGGGGGGAGAAAUCUCUAUCGUUGCUCCUCCAAUGCCUUACGAUUUGAAGCGUUUGUUCAUUGGCAAUGAUGAAGAGAGUAAUCAGUUCAGAAACAAUGUUCGCACUUACAACAACAACCUUGGCUUUACAUCUUUUGCAGCGAAAUAUGAUUCCGAAUUAACAAAGAAUGCAAAAGGUGUCUAUACCUUCCGUGUUCAGGGUCAAGUUUACCACUUUCUUGAUGGCCUUAUUCAGUUGGGCGAUAGGCCAUCCGGGAUUCAGCUAUAUUUUUUUGACACUGAUGAGGAAUUAACAAAGAGGCUUGGUAAUUCUGAUAAGCUGCGCGAAAGCACUUUGAAAUUGCUUAUGCGCGUUCUUUCUAACAAUCCUUAUGCUCGUUUCUUUAAGGGCCUUAGGGAUGUUCCGAACCUUGACAAUCUGAACAUCGUCCUUAAUUGUUAUCCUUCGCUUGACCAGCGAGUCUAUAAUCUUCCCUCCACCUCACAAGUUGCAGCUAUAUGGACUGAGAGUGAAGAUCAAUCAUCCGAUAGACGCGCUCAUAUUCAAGUUUAUUCUCGCUCAUCUGGUAGCCAUAGGAUUCAGCAUUACUAUGGCUGUUAUGACGCUUUACAGUACCCUCUCCUUUUCCCUCGUGGUGAGUGUGGCUGGCACCAUGGAAUUAAAAGGCUUUGCAAGAGGAAGAGGGGAGGGGAUGCUUGUGAGGAUGAGAUUAACAUUGAUCCAGCUUCAGUUAACUCCCCAUCGGAGUUAAUUAAUUUAGAACAGAGAGCUGCUGAUCGAGGAAAAGCAGAGGAAGAUACUGUAUCUGCUAGAGAGUACUACUGUUAUAGGUUCCAAAUAAGGGACAAUGAUGACUCAAUGUUGUUACACGCUCUUAGGUUGCUGCAGCAAUUUUCGGUUGAUGCUUACGUCAAAAUUGAAACAUGUAGGCUAGACUUUCAUAGGCAUCGGCAAACCAGGAUACGUUCUGAAAUUCUACAAGGAGUUCUUGACAGUAUUUCUGUUGGCCAAACUGCUGCUUCUAAAGUUGGUCGUAAGGUCUUUCUUCCAGCUUCUUUUAUAGGUGGUCCGAGAGAUAUGAGGCGUCGUUACCUUGAUGCGAUGGCACUGGUACAAAAAUAUGGAAAACCAGAUAUUUUUCUUACAAUGACGUGUAAUCCAGCGUGGAAGGAAAUACAGGAGAAUUUGAAAUACCAUGAAAAGCCUCAGGAUCGGCCAGACCUUUUCGCUAGAGUUUUUAGGGCCAAGUUUGAAAUGCUAAAAGCAGAAAUUCUCAAUAAAAAAAUCUUUGGCGAGGUUGCAGCGUGUGUCUACGUGAUUGAGUUUCAGAAGCGAGGCUUUCCUCAUGCCCAUUUAUUACUGAUCUUAAAACCUGGUCAUAAACUACUUAAUCCAGAGUCGUAUGACAAAGUAGUUUGUGCUGAGUUGCCCGACAAAGACCGGAGAAGAGAUGAUGGCAAGAGAAUCAGAGUUCGUAGAUUUACUCUUGAUAAUAGGUGGGUUGUGCCUUACAACCCUUACCUGCUUGCUUUAUUUGAUUGCCACAUCAACGUGGAAAUCUGUUCUACUCUUAAACUUGUAAAGUACUUGUAUAAGUAUGUUUUCAAAGGACACGAUCAGCUGAGCUUUAGGAUUAUAUCGGGUGAACCAACAGAUGAUAUAGAUGAAAUAAAAGACUUUCAAAAAGGUCGAUGGGUUUCACCUCCGGAAGCUUUUUGGCGCAUUUAUGAAUUUAGACUCAAUGAAAUGACCCCUGCAGUUUACACCCUCCAGGUUCACCUUCCGGACCAGCAAUUCAUUUCGUUUGACAAGAGCUCUGACUUGGUGCAAUUACUGAGUAAAAUUGACUUUUUUAAGACGAUGUUAACUCAGUUUUUCCACAUGAAUAGAACAAAUCCUACAGCACAAAAUUUGAAAUGCUUGUACAGAGAUUUUCCUGAACAUUUUGUUUGGUCUGCUAAAUAUAAAGAGUGGACUGAAAGAAAGCGUCGAAAGGUGAUUGGUCGGAUGGUGACUAUUAGUCCAAGGGAAGGAGAGAGGUAUUAUUUGAGGUUGCUUUUGACGCACAUUGCUGGGCCGACCUCUUUUGAAGACCUUUUGACUGUUAAUGACCAGAGAUUAGCUUCGUUUAGAGAAGCUGCUUUGGUCCUCGGCCUUUUGCAGUCCGAUACGUAUAUAGACGAGACGCUACAGGAAGCAGUGGCAUUCCAGAUGCCGUGCUCAUUGAGGUUAUUGUUUGCCACUCUCCUUGUGUAUUGUUCUCCAACAGAUCCUAGAUCACUUUGGGAAAAAUUUGAACCUGAGCUUUCUGCUGACUAUCAUUACCAGCAGCCAUUCGAUGCCCUUUCUUCUCCUGAAAUUAGAAGAAAAGUUUUGCAAGAUAUUAACACCUUACUAGAACAAAUGGGCAAAAGCAUUGCUGAUUUUCACUUUGUCUCUGAUGAGCUUUCACCUAGGUACACUGAGAGGUUGACAAAGGAGAUUGAAACUGAAAGGAACUUAGUGGUAACACCCGAUGACCUGUUGUUGCCUCAGAUGUUAAAUUCUGACCAAAAACAUGCCUAUGAUCUAAUCAUAAAAGCAUGUUCUUCCUUAGAAGGCCAAGCAUUUUUCGUUGAUGGCCCCGGCGGCACAGGCAAAACGUUUUUGUAUCGGGCACUUCUCGCAACUUUGCGAUCACAGAACCAUGUUGCACUUGCAGUAGCAACGUCUGGAAUUGCAGCAUCGAUCCUUCCUAGCGGAAGGACGGCUCACUCGAGGUUCAAGAUACCACUUGAUUUCUCAAAGACUAAGAAUUGUCACUCUCCCUUUCCUAGCAAAGAAUCCGGCACUAUACAGCUCGCAACUCCAGAGGAGAAUAGUGUUCGUUCAAAGGUUUGUGUUCGCCUUUCUGAAAGGUUUGAUGGAACACAAAGCACUGAAGCAAAUGAGGAUGAAAAUGCAGAGUGCAGCUCUACCAAGAAGCAAAAAACCAACUGA